AAUGGAUUGAGAUAGCUGAUUGGUGAAUAAACCAUUGGAGAGGAUUGAAUAUAGUGUGCUAUAUAUAAUCCAGCUAAUUACAAUAUACGCGUCUAUGAUUCUUUAGCAUCAAAAUUGCUAGAUUUACUCUUUUUGAUAUUAUUAUUUGUGUGAACAUUAUAUAACCUCCUACUGUCGGUGUGCAUGUGCUUCACCGCUCAAUCCUCUCUCUCUCUUUUUCUCUUCAAAAUCUUCUUUUUUUCCUAAACAAGUCCAACACACUUGUUCCUUCCUUCUCCAAUUCAAUAACCCCUUUUCUUUCUUUCUGAGAUGAGUUUGAGCAAUGGUAAAAAUGAAUCUCCAUUACCAACUAGUAAUGGUAAUGGAGUAGCUGCUGCUGCUGAGAAUGAGAAUUCAAAGAAACCAUUCAAGAUCUUUGUAGGUUAUGAUCCACGCGAAGACAUUGCGUUUCAGGUAUGUCGCCAUUCAAUCAUCAAAAGGUCUUCAAUUCCUGUUGAGAUCAUACCAAUUAAGCAAUCAGAUCUGAGAAAAAGUGGUCUUUACUGGCGUGAGAGAGGCCAAUUUGAGAGCACUGAGUUCUCUUUUUCAAGAUUCUUAACACCUAAUUUAGCAAAUUAUCAAGGUUGGGCUAUGUUUGUGGAUUGUGAUUUUCUCUAUUUAGCUGAUAUUAAGGAAUUGGUAGAUUUAAUUGAAGAUAAGUAUGCUAUUAUGUGUGUUCAACAUGAUUAUACUCCAAAAGAGACAACAAAAAUGGAUGGUGCUGUUCAAACUGUGUACCCUAGAAAGAAUUGGUCUUCAAUGGUGUUGUAUAACUGUGGUCAUCCUAAGAACAAGGUUCUUACUCCUGAUACUGUGAAUACACAAACUGGUGCUUAUCUUCAUAGGUUUCAAUGGCUUGAGGAUGAUGAUAUUGGUUCUGUCCCUUUUGUUUGGAAUUUUCUUGAAGGCCAUAACAAGGUUGUUGAAAAUGAUUCAACUACUUUACCUAAGGCCGUUCAUUAUACUCGUGGAGGGCCUUGGUUCGAGGCUUGGAAGAAUUGCGAAUUUGCUGAUCUAUGGCUUAAUGAGAAGGAAGAGUACCUUAAUCAAGCCAAAAAAGAACAAUCUAAUUAGAGAUUGAAGAUGAUCUAUGGCUGAUCUAUGUUGUAGGAUUGAUAUCUGUUUAGAGUCAAUCAAUUAUGGCUACGUAUUAUUCUUUCUUUUGAAUUUGUUAUCGUGUUAAGUAUGCAUCUGAUGAUGCUAGUUCAUAUCUUCUUAUGUAGUUAGUAUUCUUUACAGUACUACAUUAUAUUACUUUGGCAUUUUAGAGUGAGUAAAUGCCAUUCAUGAUGUAUUUGAUUUUUUAUUUGUUUAAUGACCUCUGUAGGCUCUAACAAGAGGUCAAAGUAUAACUUUGUAUUGAGUAUUUGAAUCAACAAGGCUUUAAUCAUAAGAUAAGAGAUGAACUUCAA
Trifolium pratense (red clover) is the source of this 1451-nucleotide messenger RNA. RefSeq names its product protein CDI. The transcript is spliced from 2 exons. Bases 310 to 1113 code for a protein of 267 amino acids. The record is from RefSeq and is a predicted model, not a curated record. NCBI's taxonomy places the organism in Eukaryota, Viridiplantae, Streptophyta, Magnoliopsida, Fabales, Fabaceae.